Messenger RNA from Mesorhabditis belari, 2142 nucleotides. The record is from the annotation of a GenBank genome assembly. Lineage: Eukaryota; Metazoa; Nematoda; Chromadorea; Rhabditida; Rhabditidae.
AUGUGUGGAAUCUUUGCCUAUCUUAACUUCUUGGCGCCAAAGAAGCGCAGCGAGGUCAUCGAUAUUCUUCUUCAAGGCUUGCAACGAAUGGAAUACCGAGGAUAUGACUCUGCUGGAAUUGCAAUUGACAGUAGCAACGAUGGGUCAAAGCCACACGGCGACGUCAUGUUGAUUCGAAAGGCGGGCAAGGUGAACGUGCUGAUUGAUGAGGUCCACGGGCAGAAAGACAUCGACAUGGAAAUGGUCUACAAUAUCCACGUGGGAAUCGCGCACACGCGUUGGGCCACACACGGAUCGCCACGGGAUGUCAACUCCCACCCUCAACGGAGCAACUCAAAAAACGAGUUUCUUGUCGUUCACAAUGGUAUCAUCACCAACUACAGAGAAAUCAAAGAGUACCUACUCAAAAAGGGGCACGUAUUUGAGUCCGAAACUGAUACUGAAGUGAUAGCCAAGUUGACCCAACACAUCUCCGACCGCUACCCGGAAUUCUCUUUCCGUCAAUUGGUGGAGACUGUCAUUCAACAACUGGAGGGAGCGUUUGCCCUUGCCUUCAAGUCAAGCCGCUUCCCUGGUCAGUUGGUUGCGUCUCGCCGCGGUUCUCCUCUUCUCGUUGGAAUCAAGAGUUCAAAUCGGCUAUCAACGGAUCGCUUCCCUAUUUCCUACUCAAAGGCUCACCGCUUCGCGUCGUCUCAGGCGACGCACUUGCGUAGCAAGCUUGAUGCAAGCUUUGUUGGAACACCCACUGUCCUUGAUUUAAGCACAAGCAUUAUCCAGAAUGAAGUCAAGAGUGCUGAUGAUCGUCAUUCUUCAAUGUCGAGUGUUCGUCCAUUCGAUUCCAAUGACUGGGAGGUCGAAUACUUCGUUGCAUCCGAUGCUGCGGCCAUAAUUGAACACACCAAACAAGUGCUUUACUUGGAGGAUGACGACGUUGCUUUCGUUGAAGAUGGGGCUCUGACUAUUCACCGCAUCAAACGCGGCUCCAAUGAUAAAGAGACGGCUCAAACACGUGAAGUACAUUCACUUACGAUGGAGCUUCAACAAAUCAUGAGGGGUGAUUUCAAGACUUUCAUGCAAAAGGAAAUCUUCGAGCAGCCCGACUCUGUGGUUAACACUAUGCGUGGACGGGUGCUUCCAUCCGGGCAAGUCGUGCUGGGAGGAAUCAAGGAUUAUGUCAAUGACAUUCGCCGGUGCCGCCGUCUUAUCAUGGUUGCUUGUGGAACUUCGUACAACUCGGCGAUUGCUUGCAGACAAAUCAUGGAGGAGUUAACGGAACUGCCCGUUGUUCUUGAACUUGCCUCAGAUUUCCUUGACAGGCAAACUCCAAUCUUCCGUGAUGACGUUUGCUUCUUUAUUUCUCAAUCUGGUGAAACAGCGGAUACUUUGAUGGCGCUUCGUUAUUGCAAGCCACGAGGAGCUUUGCUGAUUGGAGUCACAAACACAGUUGGAUCGUCAAUUUGUCGUGAAUCUCAUUGUGGAAUUCACAUAAAUGCUGGACCAGAGAUUGGAGUUGCCUCUACAAAAGCCUACACCUCGCAAAUCCUAUCAUUGAUCAUGUUUGCACUCGUCUUGUCUGAAGAUCGCAUUUCAAUGGUGGAUCGUCGACGAGAAAUUAUUGAUGCUCUCAACAAGUUGCCAGAGUUGAUUCGUGCCGUUUUGAAGCUGGAUUCGGAAGUUCUACAAAUCGCCAAGGAAAUCUACAAGGAGAAAUCACUUCUCAUCAUGGGAAGGGGAUUCAACUUUGCAACUUGCCUGGAAGGAGCACUCAAAAUCAAGGAGCUUUCGUACAUGCACUGUGAAGGAAUCAUGUCUGGAGAACUAAAGCAUGGGCCGCUUGCAAUGGUCGACGAAAAUCUUCGCAUUGUCAUGAUCAUUUGCAAGGACCAUGUUUACAAGAAAUCGCUCAAUGCCUUGCAACAAGUUUGCGCUCGUGGUGGUGCUCCAAUUAUCAUUGCUGAUGAAAGUGUUGCAAAAGAUGAUUUGGCGGAUAUGCCUCAUGUGCUCCGAAUUCCAAGGACCGUCGAUUGUGUGCAGAACAUCUUGACCGUGAUUCCAUUGCAGCUCCUCUCGUAUCACAUUGCCGAACUCAAUGGACAAAAUGUUGAUCGGCCAAGAAACCUUGCCAAGUCUGUCACCGUCGAG